AUGGCUUGGUUAAGAAACCUCUCAAAAUUUUCCAAUAUUAAAUCAUCUCAAAGAGCUAAUAAAACUGACCCGUUUCACCUUUUACCAUCCUUCACAUUUUUCUCCCAUUUCAGCUCCCAACCCAUUGAGGAAAAGCCUUAUGUUAAGCCUGUUGAGCAUUCUUCAGGUUUGGAACCAACAAAGCCUCAUGAGAAACCAAGGGUGGUUGUGUUGGGUUCAGGCUGGGCUGGGUGCAGACUCAUGAAAGGGUUGGACCCUCAUAUUUAUGACAUUGUUUGUGUCUCACCUAGGAACCACAUGGUGUUUACCCCUCUACUGGCUUCCACUUGUGUUGGAACUCUUGAGUUUAGAUCAGUUGCUGAACCCAUUGGAAGGAUCCAACCAGCUAUUUCUAGAGAGCCUGGUUCUUAUUUCUUUCUUGCCAAUUGUACUUCCAUUGAUGCACAUAAUCAUACGGUGGAAUGUGAGACUGUAACUGAUGGAGAGCAGACAAUAGAUCCUUGGAAAUUUACAGUCUCUUAUGAUAAGCUAGUAAUUGCAUUAGGAUCACAUCCUUCUACUUUUGGAAUUCAAGGAGUCAACGAACAUGCCAUUUUUCUUCGUGAAGUUCACCAUGCACAGGAAAUUCGUAGGAAAUUGCUCCUAAACUUGAUGCUAUCUGAUGUUCCAGGAAUACCAGAAGAAGAAAAACAAAGGCUUUUGCACUGUGUUGUUGUUGGGGGUGGUCCUACUGGAGUUGAAUUCAGUGGUGAACUUAGUGAUUUUAUCAUGAAGGAUGUACGCCAAAGAUAUACACAUGUGAAGGAUUACAUCCGUGUUACUUUAAUUGAGGCAAAUGAGAUAUUAUCUUCUUUUGAUGACCGACUCAGGCUCUAUGCUACCAAGCAGUUGACAAAGUCAGGAGUUCGUCUUGUUCGUGGCAUUGUGAAAGAUGUUAAAGCUCAGAAGAUUAUCCUAAAUGAUGGUACUGAGGUUCCAUAUGGUUUGUUGGUAUGGUCUACUGGUGUUGGUCCAUCACCUAUUAUUCAAUCUCUAGAUCUCCCAAAAGCUCCUGGUGGAAGGAUUGGUGUUGAUGAGUGGCUUCGUGUUCCUUCAGUACAAGAUGUGUUCUCAAUAGGUGACUGCAGUGGAUUUGUUGAAAGUACGGGAAGACCAACACUUCCAGCAUUGGCUCAAGUGGCAGAGAGACAAGGUAAGUAUUUAGCAAAUAUGUUGAACAAAAUUGGUAAAGCAGGUGCAGGCCAUGCAAACAGUGGAAAAGAAAUAGAACUUGGGGAUCCAUUUGUUUACAAGCAUCUUGGAAGUAUGGCAACUAUUGGCAGAUACAAGGCUCUUGUUGACCUUAGACAAAGCAAGGAGGGAAAAGGGAUAGCACUGGCAGGAGUUCUAAGUUUUUUUAUUUGGCGCUCGGCGUAUAUUACACGCGUUGUCAGCUGGAGGAACAGAUUCUAUGUAUUUAUCAACUGGAUUACAACUCUUGUGUUCGGCCGUGAUAUAAGCAGACUAUGA
This is a messenger RNA of Vicia faba (fava bean), 1509 nucleotides long. The record is from the annotation of a GenBank genome assembly. NCBI's taxonomy places the organism in Eukaryota, Viridiplantae, Streptophyta, Magnoliopsida, Fabales, Fabaceae.